Neoarius graeffei (lesser salmon catfish) is the source of this 5916-nucleotide messenger RNA. Its product is annotated as retinoic acid-induced protein 1. NCBI's taxonomy places the organism in Eukaryota, Metazoa, Chordata, Actinopteri, Siluriformes, Ariidae. Gene Ontology annotation, biological process: regulation of transcription by RNA polymerase II; circadian regulation of gene expression. The coding region runs from base 16 to 5916 and encodes 1966 amino acids. The transcript is spliced from 3 exons. Gene Ontology annotation, cellular component: nucleus. The record is from RefSeq and is a predicted model, not a curated record.
ACCCUAGCUGAAGCCAUGCAGUCCUUCAGAGAGCGGGGUGGUUUCCAGGGCAACCAGCGCUGCUACCAGCAGGAACCCCAUGAAUUAUCUCGCCUUGAGAAUUACAGACAUCACAGCCAGACUGGACAGGGCUAUGAGGUGCAUUCUCUUUCUGCUGCAGGGAUGCCAACAGCAGGAACAAGCUCUAAGGACUGUUAUGGGCAACAGCCCUACCCCAGCUAUGGUAGCAGUUCAGCUCAGAGCAAGAAACCAUACAGAGGAGGAAAAGCUCCAAGCCAGCACCUGCAGGCUGGCUACAGUAGCCACAUAAAUUCUGGAUAUUCAUCCCAGUACAUGAGUGAGGGACACUUGCAGCAGAAGUGGGACGAGUCUGGUCAGAUAUCUCAGUAUGAACAGGACAUUGUGGGUCAUCUUGAGCCUGGGGCCAGUGGCUCAUCCCAGUACCUUGAGCAGAACAUGCUAGCCAUUUCUCAAAGCCAGUGCCAUCUCCCCUCCCAAUCGUCUGCCCCUGUUUAUACGAGCCCCCAUCAGCAAGGUCAUCCUCCCAAUCCUACUCCAUCUCCUUUAAUGUACCCACAGAGCCACAUCCAUUUCCCUCAACACUCCCAACCACCCUCCUCCACCUCAUCAUCUUACAUGGAGAAAUGCAAUCCGAUUCCUCAUGGCUACAAAGGUGGCUAUGGAAUGCCACCUAAUGCCCAGUAUUCAAGGCAGAUGGGUAACCACAGUAGCCUGAAGCAGAGUAGCUAUCGGCCACCGAAUAAUUAUGGCUACCAACAGCCUCCUUCAAGAGCUGGAUUUGAACAGCAGGCUUCCUUGCAGGGAUUGUCAGGUACGCCAGAGAGUCUUCAAAAAUUCCCACAUUAUAAUCAGCCCCAACAAAACUACUGUAUAACAGAUAUUUCUGUGAGAUCACCUGAACAGUAUUACCAGAACUGCAGUCCAAGCUCCAGCCAUUCACCGGCAAGGUCUGUGGGCAGGUCACCCUCAUAUAGCUCCACACCCUCCCCCUUAAUGCCCAAUCCUGACACGUUCCAGUAUGGCCAACCAAUCAACCCUUCCUCCUCUUCUGCAAACCUGCAAGAUCCAAACAUGCUAAUGCCUCCACACACACACCCAUCCCCAAGUGUUAAUCACCAAUCACAGAGCUACUCCAGUUCUAUGAAGGACCGCUUUUCUGAGAAGUUGUUUUCCAACCCAAGCUUGUGGAGCCUUAAUGCUCUGACAUCUCAGGUAGAGAACAUCUCCAACAAUGUCCAACAAUUAUUGCUCUCAGAAGCUCUUAUGGCCAACAAAAAAGGUAACAAGCGAAACCAGCUGAAAAAGGGCGAGGAAUAUAGGGGCCACUUAAAGGCAAUGGAGGACUCUUCAUGUCCUGAAAGCCAACAUGGUCCUCUCCCCAGCGAUUCUUAUGGCACCCCAAGGUCCAUGCCAGCUGAUUUACUAGAAGUAGGAUACUCCAGCAGCACUGAAGAUCAGAUGGAACGUAACUACUACUACUUUGGUCAGGGCAAAGGUCCAACACAUGCUUCAGCACAUUCUCAGCUGAGUCUGGAUACAGUUUCUACUUGCUCCAUAAACUCAACAGAUGACAUGUCAGUCAGGUCAGGUGACUCAGAUCGGAGUAUACAGAGUGCAGCUCCUGAAGAUAAUCUUAGCUGUGACCCUAGGGUGCAGAGAGUGAUGUAUGGAGAGGAGCAGCACAGUUCUGUCAGAAACAUUAGAAAUGAAAGCUCCCCUAUUAGCACAACAGCACCAAGCCCUAAGAAGCAGGAGAGUAAUUCUCCAAUAGGCAUAAAACAGUCUGAGAGUACUCAGAAGGAGAAUUUUGAGGAAUCUGCCUGGACUGAGAGGAUAACCGAUGAAAAAGAAAUUGGAAAAAUGAAGCUGCCCACAGAAUAUAAGUGCAAAGGACAGGUUUUUGAGGCAACUGAGAAACGGCAGGAGUGGUUGGAGGAUGAGAAGUGCCCCUCCUUUUUUCAUAAGUUAAAUAAAGAAGUGUCAAAUGAAAGCUAUUCUUAUGAAACAGAAGACAACAUCUAUCAGAAACUGAAAAACAAAUAUGAGACAGAGGAAGGAGACUUUGCUGGGAAGUGUUGUGACACCAGCAGUAAAGGAAAUGAAGAUUCAGAAAUGAAAGCUGAAAUGUUCAAAUUAGAAUCACAGAAUAAUGGUGAGGACCCUAUAACAGAAUCACCAGCUAUUUCAAAAGAUGUGCCUGAGUCCAAUCUAUAUUCGCUUGGGAAAGAGGAAAGAUCAGAGACACCUCAUCUCACCUCUGAGUGUGGAUCUUCAGAGGAAAGACUGUUAACUUCUGAGAGACAGAAUGAUGCCUUCAAGGAGCAACAGUCUGCCACAACCUAUUCAGCUUCUGAAGUAAGAGAGAAAGGAAGUCUGACAUCCAAUGAAGAUGUCAUUAACAGUAAAGCAAAACUAGAAGAGUCCUCUACAGAGGCCUGUAAUAAUCCAGGGGAGACAGCAAGUGGACCACUUUGUGUGGUCAGCACCGAAAUAGCUGAGACCCCUGCCCAAGACAUAGCCCACAGAAGCAGUGAAAGAACAUCAGUCACAUGUGACAUUGCACUUCAGUCUCACCCUGUCAGGAGUGGCUUCUCACCUCUCAAUGAGAAAACAACACCUCAGAAUCAGGCGAGGGAUCACAUUGAUGCAAAGGUGCUGGAGCCUGACUCCCCUCAGUUGCCAGGCAAGUCAAUAAUAUCUUCUGCACCAUCUUGGGCUGAUACUCCACCCUCUCCACAGAAAGGUGAUGAGGAUGUAGAACCAGGCAUAAGCUGUCCCAGUGCAACAAAACCAGAGCCCAUAGCCCCUUCUGCACAUCCAAGACUGUUGGGCAGAAAGCAUGCACGGGGUAGGAGAAGAUUAAUUCAUUCAAAUGCAGGGAUGAGGAGUGUGGAGAGGGAUGGGGCUCCACCAUCUCCUCAAAAGCCCAGCAUGCUCUCAGGUAACAGUGCCAUCUUCUCCGAUCAGAUGGAAGCUGUUCAGCUGGGUAUUAGCAGUCAAACACCAAAACUUCUGACAGAAGGUUUACCAUCUCGCAUGUGUACUCGCUCUUUAGGGUCCCAAAGUACCCCAAAGGUUUGUUCUCAAGAGAGAAGAAAACCAGGUCCAAAGCCCAGUUCAAAACCUGGUCCAAAACCAGGACCAAAACCUGGAACAAAGCCAGGACUAAAACCUGGAACAAAGCCUGCUUUAAAACCAAGUCCAAAACAAGGCCUAAAACCUGGACCAAAACCAGGCCCAAAGCCAAGUCCCAAACCUGGUGCAAAGCCUUCUUUGAAGCCUGGUCCAAAACAGAACUCAAAACCUGGGUCAAAACCAGGCCCAAAACCUGGGGCUGUUCCAAGUGUAAAACCCAGUCCAAAGCCAGGUCCAAAGCCUGCUGCUAUACCUGCUCUAAAGCCUGGUCCAAAACCUGGUUUAAAGCCUACAGAAGGAGUAACUCCUAAGGGUCCUGGUCGGCCAAAAGGCCUCACCUCCAGGAUCAAAUCAAUGAAAUAUGAAAAUAAUAUAGAUACUAUCACAGAGCAUAUUGAAGAUACAAGCUGCAUGAGUGAAACCCCUGAACAACAAGCAAAUGCUGCAGUCAGUCUGGAAACUGUUGUUGGUACUACUUUGCACACUUCAAUAGACAGCACAAUAGGUUCCACUUUGGACACUGCUUUGGAUGCUUCUUUUGUAAAUUCUGUAGCAAAAGAUCAAAAGUCCAUGGUAUUAAGAUCUCGUAAGCAAACACGGGAAAAGAUAACAGAAGACAAGGAAAAAGAGAGAGAGACAUCAACUGAAGCAUCAGCAAUAAAGCCCACUGAAUCACAUAUACAGAAAGUGGCUGCUGCUCAGCCCUGUGAGAACCUAACAUCAACCUUAAAAUCACCCAACCAUGAGGAUAUCUGCACAGAUUCACUUAGUCAACUUAAUGAGCAGAUUGUGUCAGUUUCAAUCAAGCGAAAAUCCAGUUUACAAGCCCCGGACCCAGUCAAGAAAAAGAAAGGUCUGAAAGUUAGUCAAACAAAAACACACGAACCUCAGCCACAGGAGUUAGUAGUAGAAGCCCAAGGUUCAAAGGGAAGGCGAAAGCGAGGACAUAAAUUAGAACCAUCUGCUUGCAGCACUCUGACCAAAGAUAACAUCCCCUUGGAAGACAUCAGUGACACACCUUGUGUGCCUCCUCAGUGUCCUACUAAAACAAAAUAUCUGCCUCCAAGGAAAGGCAGAGGACUUAAAUAUGAAGCAAUGGUUCAGAAAAUCACAUCCCCAGCAUCCAAAAAGCAGCCUCUGAAUAUCCAACCAGAUGUUGUACUAGAAGAAUUAGCACCAAAGCCAUCACCAGAACUACAGGUAACUGAAAAAAGAAAGACAAACACUACUGUAGUAACACCAGAGGAGGGUGAGAGUACAGUAAGCUUUGAGGAGACUCCAGACACAGCAUGCACCCAAACUCCUCGAAAGAAGCGCAGAAAGUGGGCCACAGUGGAGAGCACUGAGACACCAGAUAUAGUAUUGGAGACUGGGGGCCUUAUUAUCAACACACCAAGGCUAGCCAAACAAAGAGCCAUUAAAAAUAACCAUGAGAUGCAUCUGAAGCAACGGAAGAAGAGAAGAAAAGUUACUGAGCUUACAAGGAGUCUGCCAAUUGUGGAAACACAUGAGCAGACUGAUGUGUUCAUCUCUCCUCCCGCACCUCCACUGCCAUCACCACCAACUUCUCUCUUUCCAGACACAGAAGAGAAGACACAGGGUGAACAGCUUUCAGUAGAAAUUGACUCAACACUAAUUAAACCGAAAAGAGGCAGGCGGCCAUCACUCAAAAAGAAACAGGAAGAUUUCAGUCAGGAAAUAGGAAAUGAAGAAGGUCAAAAGGUCAAAAAAAAGCCUGGACCUAAAAAAAAGAUCAAACAGAAUAAAAACAGUACCAUCAAGGUCACUGUAAAGGGACUGAAACCUAAGAUAAAAUGCAAAAGGGAAUGCAUUCCUACUGUGAAAGGAAUAUUGACAGAUUUUUUUAAAAUGCAAGAAAGUGAAGGCAAGCAUUCUUUCAAACCAUAUGUACACAUUGACAGCUCCAAAAAGCUUUCUUCCCUUUGCACAAUCAUAAACAAACCCGAGGAAGAGCAUCUGUUCAUCCAGACAAGAAAAAAGAACUUGGAAAAAACCAAGACAAUACCAAAUUCGUCAGUAAUGCUCCAGGGCCCCUUAGUGAACAGAAGCCUAACUGACAGGUGUCUAAUAUGCUGCCUGUGUGGAAAGCCAGCAAAUUACAGAGAGCUUGGGGAUUUGUGUGGCCCGUACUACCCUGAGAAUACCAUACCACGGAAAACGCAGACUUUAACAUACCAUGAAGAAUUCAGGCAAAGCAGAGACAGAGAGCAAGAUGAGGUGGCCGUGAGCAGUGCUGAGCACAUCAGUGAUGUGAAGCGAGAAGGAGAAAAAGACUUGCUUCAAGAGGGGACAAUUGAAGGAGAUUGCAGGCAGGUAAUGAGAGAAAGAAGGGCACAACUUAGAAGUCGUCUUGGCUUGCGGGCGAGGUUCAAAAGACUGCAGCUGUUGCAAGGAAGAGCUGGUGGAGGGGUUCCCUCUGCUGGAGAGGAGGGCUCUUACUCUGUUCUGCAGAGGUUACAGCUGGAGGCUGAGGUUAAUGAACACUGGGCACAUGAGUCCUGCGCUGUCUGGACUAGUGGUGUGAUCCUAAUCGCAGGCAAACUUUAUGGACUGAAGGAAGCUGCACAGGAAUCUACACUCACAAAAUGCUCGAAGUGCCAGAGUGAGGGAGCCUCCAUUGGCUGCAGCUGGAUGAACUGUAAUCAUAAAUACCACUAUGUCUGCGCCAAAGAGACAGGCUGUGUAUUCGACGAAGACACUUUCUCAAUAAAAUGUCCAAAACACCAGGUAAGUGUCUGA